AUGGCAUCUAUCCAUAAGAAGUUUACCAUUUCACCAACUAAGGAUUCAUCGUUGAAAGUUUUGCCAGCAGAUUAUAAACUCGAUUCUAUUUACAUCAACUCUGAAUUACCCUUUCCGAACCUUUCAGAUUUUAUAAAGAGUUCAACUGCAUAUUAUCAUUUAAAUCCUAUCAUAAUACAAAGUUCAUUAAAAGAAGGGUUCGAAAAAUAUUUGAAUGAAAUUAACCCUAAAGUCAAAUCUAUAUUCGUUGGAAUUCGAUACUCAGACCCUUAUGGUUCGAGCUUAGGAUACGAGCAGGUGACUGACCAUGAUUGGCCUAGAUUCUUAAGAAUUCAUCCUAUUUUGCAUUGGAAGUAUGAGGAUAUCUGGGAUUUCUUAGUAGGGUGUGACUUGGACUAUUGUGAGAUGUAUGACCAAGGUUAUACCAGUCUAGGUGGUAUUUAUAAUACCACACCCAACCCUUACUUAAAAUUAGAAGGUGAUGUUGCAUAUGCGCCAGCGUAUAUGUUGAGAAAGAAUGCAGAUGAAAGAGAGAGAUCGGGCAGAACAUCUAACCGCACAUAA
Molecule: messenger RNA, 564 nt
Organism: Debaryomyces fabryi
Lineage: Eukaryota; Fungi; Ascomycota; Pichiomycetes; Serinales; Debaryomycetaceae
Gene: FAD1
Product: FMN adenylyltransferase
Exons: 1
Coding region: 1-564 (187 amino acids)
Biological process (GO): FAD biosynthetic process
Molecular function (GO): FMN adenylyltransferase activity
Source: RefSeq, a predicted model, not a curated record